AUGCGGUACAUUCACUCCGAGGAAAGGCUGCCAAUCCCCGACAAUGUGAAGGUUCACAUUCGUUCGCGGAUUGUGACCGUUGAGGGACCCCGAGGCAAGCUCGUUAAGGACCUCUCUCACCUUGCCGUCACCUUCGGCCGCCCCGAGAAGAACGUUAUCUCGAUUGAGCUGCACCACGGUGCCCGUAAGGGUGUUGCUACCCUCCGCACCGUCCGCACCCUCAUCAACAACUUGAUCAUCGGUGUUACCAAGGGCUUCAAGUACAAGAUGCGCUAUGUCUACGCUCACUUUCCCAUCAACGUCAACAUUGAGAAGAACGGCGAGACCGGCCAAACCGAGAUUGAAAUUAGAAACUUCCUUGGCGAGAAGUACGUUCGCCGUGUUACUGCCCAGCCCGGUGUUGAGGUCGCUACCUCCCCCAACGUCAAGGAUGAGCUCCUGCUCUCCGGUAACUCCCUCGAGGGUGUCUCCCAGAGUGCCGCCGACAUUCAGCAAAUCUGCAGAGUGAGAAACAAGGAUAUCAGAAAGUUCCUUGACGGUCUGUACGUGUCGGAGAGGGGUAACAUUGUUGAGGAAUAA
Aspergillus wentii DTO 134E9 is the source of this 579-nucleotide messenger RNA. RefSeq names its product 60S ribosomal protein uL6. Gene Ontology annotation, cellular component: ribosome; cytosolic large ribosomal subunit. Bases 1 to 579 code for a protein of 192 amino acids. The transcript is spliced from 5 exons. Gene Ontology annotation, biological process: cytoplasmic translation. NCBI's taxonomy places the organism in Eukaryota, Fungi, Ascomycota, Eurotiomycetes, Eurotiales, Aspergillaceae. Gene Ontology annotation, molecular function: rRNA binding; structural constituent of ribosome. The record is from RefSeq and is a predicted model, not a curated record.